AUGAUGAUUCGACAUCUGGACACGGGAAUUCGCUCGCAUUUGCGAUCUGGGGUCGCCAUUUCUACCCUGACUCAAGCAAUUGAUGAGCUUGUCACUAACGCUCUAGAUGCGGGAGCAUCUUGUAUCAACGUUCACGUAGAUAUUCCUUCAUUCCGGGUCCAAGUCAGUGAUAACGGCUCUGGUAUCACUAAAGAUAAUUUAGAAAUUUUGGGUCAGCGCUACUGUACGAGUAAAUGCCACUCGCUUAGCGAUUUGCGCAAGUUGAGUUCGUACGGUUUCCGUGGUGAAGCCCUCGCAAGCAUUCGAGAUAUUUGCGGCGUCCUGGAAAUUGUCACCAAGCACAGUUCGUCGUACAAAACGUACUGUAAGUUAUUCCGCAGUGGAAAACCUUUAACUGUCACGCAAUCCUGUUUUCCGCGUUCUAACACAGGUACUACUGUCACAAUUCACGACAUCUUUUCCAAUCUACCAGUUAGGAGAAAACUGCUAUCUAGUGUUCUAGACUUCGAGAGAGUCCGCCAAAGGCUUCUUAGUAUUGCGUUAAUACACCCUGAAGUCUCAUUUAUUUUAUUUAAUGAUGCAACUUUUCAAAAGUGCCUACAGACCCGGAAAUGCCUAUCAGUGACCUCAACAUUCUCUCAGCUUUUUGGUAACUUGAAAGCCAGAAGUUUGAAGGAUGUUUUCUCUGAGCACAAGCAUUUCAAGGUGUCAGGUCAUAUAGGAAUUGAGCCACACCACAACAAAAACUUACAGUUUGUGUAUAUCAAUAGUAGGCUACUAUUAAAGACAAAAAUCCACAAACUUCUUAACUCUAUGUUAUCAAAGUCAAGCUUUAUAAAGCAACUACCUAGUAACAUGAGUGAAAAUGAUGUACCAAUGAGGUCACCACCCCAAAGAAGCUCAGAGAAGAAUGCCAUUUUCAUCAUCAAUAUAACAUGCCCCCUAAUGGUAUAUGACGUCAUCCUUGAGCCAUCUAAGACAUUGGUGGAAUUCCAGGACUGGGAUGGGGUAUUAAAAUCUGUGCAAAAUUGUGUGGAAGGCUUCUUAAUGAGAGAGGGAUUGGUUAUAGCAUCCAAUUCUUUAUAUGAUGGAACCAAUGAGGAAUCACAAAGCACACAAAGUGAUGACAGCCAGAACUUGGUCGAUCUUAGUAGCUUCGAGUACCAAUCUGGUCUUGCUGGACCAGGUUACGGUAAAGAGAUUGAUACUUACAAUGUUGGAAGAAGUCUCCAUUCCUCUGUGGUUACCAGGGGACCUUCUGUAAAUCUCAGUGAUGGGGACUCCUCAUUUAAUGACUCUGGUGGAAAUGGCAACAAAAAGGGAACAGAGCUUACUGAAAAUCUCACAUUUGAUAUAUCAGACAAAGCGAAUGUUGCCACAGAAGCAAGUUCUGUUGAUGGUGCACAACUAUCUGAUGCCAAGAAAUCCCCUGAUAUGAGAACUAACCAAUUAGAUGUUUACAUAUCGUCUAAUGAGUCUCCCAAUUGCUUUACUUCACCAAAUCCCAUAAUGCUGGAGCCCAGAAUGCAUAGAACACAAGACAAGAAGUCAUCAAGGAAGACUCCAACAGGUCCCCUACGUUGCACCCCAAAGAAACGAAAGAGUGAGCAUCGAACAAGCUUGGGUGACCUUGCAGAAAGUAAGGCAUUCUGUACACAGUUAUCUGGAAACUUUAAGUCAUCUGCUAAAUCAACAGAACCAUCUGUACCUGAAGACUGUAAUCAGCUCCAAAGAAAAGGAAAAAAUGGGAAAAGUGAGUCUGUUUUGAAAAAGGCUGCCCAUGACAAUUCGCUGCAACAUCCAAAUGAAUCUUCUCAAUGUCCAAAGAAUAAUGUGAUCACAAAUGAUAAUAAUUGUUAUGCCCAUAAGGCAGAUUCAUUUGACGCAUUCCAUGAAGACAGGGCAACAAUGCUGAAUGUUGACACAAGCUUCUCUGUUUCCAGUCAAGAGUUUGAAAGAAUUCACAAAAGCUCCAGGCCUCCCCAAUCUUGUUUGACCACCAACAUAAUAGAUAAAGCUGACAAAUGUCAAAUUGCAGUAAAUUGUUCCCUAGCAGCAAAAUGGGAGUGUAGGUAUGACCCAGCGCUUGGAAAGAAAGUAUAUGUGAACCUUAAAACUGGAAACACAUGUUUUGAGGAUCCUGAGAAAGGACUCUUGGAAAGUGAAGAUGGUGCACAGGACUUGAGGACCAAGGCACCACUGUUUGGUGCUCCCCACUUGUCAUUCAACUGCACCCCAUGGCUUCCUCGUGAGGAUCGUAAACAGGUUUCUAACCAGAAUGACCAAGGUGGUGAUGUGUCAAAGAUGCUAACUGAGUGGACAAAUCCCGUCUUUGGUGCACCUGCUGGAAUGGGCGUGUCGAAGCUGAACUGGCUGGUGGGAGGACGCAAUGGAGUGCGUGCUUACUGCAUAACCCACCCGCACCAACUGACUAAAGACAUGUUUUGUAAGAUGGAGGUCAUUAAUCAAGUUGAUGACAAGUUCAUUGCUUGUUUGGUUCAUGCAGAAGACAGCACUUUUGAUGAAUCAGAUAUUUCAGGCUCAGGUGAACUCCUUGUACUGAUUGAUCAACACGCAGCUCACGAGAGAAUCAGACUUGAAAGACUUACACAAGAUCUCUUUGCCACCUCGCCCUCGGAUGAAGUCAAGCCCCGGGUAAAAUCUGUACCCGUCUCGCCACCAAUAGAAGUCGAUUUUACUCCGGAAGAGCUGCGACUUAUCAAGAGCUUUCGUCGCGAAUUGGAGCGCACAGGUCUUCGGUUUGUUAUCGGGUCAGAGCCGAGUGCCUUCCGGGUGAUAGCGCACGAGUUACCGGCUGUUUUCGUAGAACGAGAGGCGUCCGAGCUUCGGCACCGGAGACCUUCCGUGGCAGCCAGCAUUGUAAAGGACCUCAUCCAAGAACAGCUGCAGCAUCUAACGAGUGCAUGCGGGGUAACCCCAGGGAUUCCAAAGACCAUACUGCGUGUGCUCAGCUCUCAAGCCUGCCACGGUGCAAUCAAGUUUGGUGAGCCAUUGGCAGUGGCUGAAUGUGAGCAGCUUAUCCAAGACCUGGCCAGCUGCAACCUCCCAUUCCAGUGUGCGCAUGGCAGACCUUCAACUGUACCUUUGAUUGACCUCAAGCGAUUGCCAAAUAAGCAGGAUGAUGGCCAGCCCAAUAUAAAGAGGAUUAAGCUAUCAGCUAUCUCUUCCACAUAUGGGAAACAAUAGAAAUGUUGAAGAAGUCUAUCAUGGCUCUUCUGCUGUCUAAGAUUACCAAUAAAAAGUUUUAUGAUCA
Nematostella vectensis (starlet sea anemone) is the source of this 3274-nucleotide messenger RNA. RefSeq names its product DNA mismatch repair protein Mlh3. Gene Ontology annotation, biological process: mismatch repair. Bases 1 to 3207 code for a protein of 1068 amino acids. NCBI's taxonomy places the organism in Eukaryota, Metazoa, Cnidaria, Anthozoa, Actiniaria, Edwardsiidae. Gene Ontology annotation, cellular component: mismatch repair complex. The transcript has 10 exons. The record is from RefSeq and is a predicted model, not a curated record. Gene Ontology annotation, molecular function: ATP binding; ATP hydrolysis activity; mismatched DNA binding.